CCCCACGUGACAUGGAGGAGGCGGGGACGGGAAGGGAAAGGUCAGCGGCGACGGCGGCGGCGGGGGGAGCGGAAGGUCAGGGCGGCGCGGAGCGGAAGUGGGAGCCGGAGCCUCGUCCGCCAUUGUGGGGAAGCGGAGCCCGGAGCAAGGGGGGGGAAGCGGCGCUGCGUGCGGCCGGCCGGCUCCUUCCAGCGGGAACCCGAUCGGCGGCGGCAGCGAGCCCAGGCGGCGGCGGCGGCGACGACAAUCAGGCGGCGGCGGUGGGGAGGAGGCGGCGGAGGCGAGCGAGCGGCCCCGGCGUGCGGAAUCACUCGAGGCCCAGGCGGAGCGGAGCGAGGGGAUCGCGGCUCCCCGUGAAGAAUGUCAGCCACCAGCGUCGACCAGAGACCUAAAGGACAGGGAAAUAAAGUUUCAGUACAAAACGGUUCGAUUCAUCAAAAGGAUGCAGUAAAUGAUGAUGAUUUUGAGCCAUAUCUAAGUAGUCAGACAAAUCAGAGUAACAGCUAUCCACCAAUGUCAGACCCAUAUAUGCCUAGCUAUUAUGCUCCAUCCAUUGGAUUUCCAUACUCUUUAGGUGAAGCAGCAUGGUCAACUGCAGGUGACCCUCCAAUGCCAUAUUUGACAACUUAUGGACAGAUGAGCAAUGGUGAACACCAUUACAUACCUGAUGGUGUAUUUAGUCAACCUGGGGCAUUAGGAAAUACCCCUCCAUUUCUUGGGCAGCAUGGAUUUAAUUUUUUUCCUGGGAAUGCAGACUUCUCUACAUGGGGGACGAGUGGAUCUCAGGGACAAUCAACGCAAAGCUCUGCUUAUAGCAGCAGCUAUGGCUAUCCACCUAGUUCUCUUGGGAGAGCCAUAGCAGAUGGACAGGCUGGAUUUGGCAGUGAUACUCUGAGCAAGGUGCCUGGGAUUAGCAGUAUUGAGCAAGGCAUGACUGGACUGAAAAUCGGUGGAGAUAUGACGGCUGCUGUAACAAAAACUGUAGGUUCAGCUCUGAGCAGUACAGGUAUGACAAGCAUUGCAGCUAACAGCGUGCCCCCAGUUAGCAGUUCAGCACCUAAACCAACCUCAUGGGCUGCAAUUGCAAGGAAACCUGCUAAACCUCAGCCGAAACUCAAGCCUAAAGGUAAUGUGGGCACUGGGGGCCCUGCUGUACCGCCACCACCCAUAAAACACAACAUGAAUAUUGGAACUUGGGAUGACAAAGGGUCAGUGGUAAAAGCACCCCCAGCUCAACCAGUACUGCCUCCUCAGACUAUAAUCCAGCAGCCUCAGCCAUUAAUUCAACCACCACCACUGGUGCAAAGCCAACUGCCUCAACAGCAGCCUCAGCCACAGCAACCGCAACAGCAACAAGGACCUCAGCAGCAGGCCCAGCCUCACCAGUUGCAGCAACAACAGCUGCAAAACCGCUGGGUAGCUCCUCGUAAUAGGGGUGUGGGCUUCAGCCAGAACAACGGAGCUGGUAGUGAGAACUUUGGUUUAGGUGUUGUAUCUGUCAGCUCCUCACCUUCUGGUGUGGAAGUGCACCCAGUGCUGGAGAAACUAAAGGCCAUAAACAACUACAAUCCCAAAGACUUCGAUUGGAAUCUGAAGAAUGGACGUGUGUUUAUAAUCAAAAGUUAUUCAGAGGACGAUAUUCAUCGCUCCAUUAAGUACUCUAUCUGGUGUAGUACUGAGCAUGGGAAUAAGCGCUUGGAUGCUGCUUACCGGUCCCUGAAUGGAAAAGGCCCACUCUAUUUACUCUUCAGUGUGAAUGGCAGUGGACACUUUUGCGGAGUGGCUGAGAUGAAGUCUGUUGUGGACUACAAUGCAUAUGCUGGUGUCUGGUCUCAGGAUAAGUGGAAGGGGAAGUUUGAUGUCAAAUGGAUCUUUGUCAAAGACGUUCCCAAUAACCAACUGCGACAUAUUCGCUUGGAAAACAAUGACAACAAACCAGUUACCAAUUCGAGGGACACUCAAGAGGUACCCCUAGAAAAAGCCAAGCAAGUGCUUAAAAUAAUUGCUACUUUCAAGCAUACCACCUCAAUCUUUGAUGACUUUGCACAUUAUGAGAAGCGUCAAGAGGAGGAGGAAGCCAUGCGUAGGGAGAGAAAUAGAAACAAACAAUAACUAUAUGGAGAUGUCCUGCUAGAAUACAACACUAAUGAUGUAGACUCUGGAAAUGCCUAAUAUGUCUAAGAAGACGUUAUUAAAGCUUUUUUCUGCUUAAGGUGACAUCUUUGAACACUUUAACACGAAAUUGACUCUUCUUGUAAUGGUUCUCAUCAGUGCAUCUGCCCUUAUACUCUCUCACCAAACACACUUGAGAACUGUACCUUCGUCAAGCACUUUCUGUCCUGAAGCUUUUACCAGUAUCUGCUGUCUUUUGUAUUUAUGCAUCCUAGCUAAGGCACAGGAGACCGAACGAAUGCAAGGAUUCAUUAACUCUUUGAAUUUGUUAAAUACUAACAUUUAACCAUUAGAAGUGGUUCAAUGAUGUGAGAUUCACAUUGCUUCAACUUAAUUUUUUCUUUGUUGUAGUUUUUUUAAUUGUCAGUUUUUAGCUAUUCAACAGAUUAAAAGCAAAUCAUGCCAUAUUUAGUCCUGGAGUAAAACUCAAGUCUAAAUGUUCAUGUGAAAAUUAUUGUAGUAAUCUUUUAAUAUGGCAAAGCAACUUUAAGCUGCAGUUUAGCCAAAUGAAUUGUAACAUGAAAUUAUAAUAGAAUGACAUUUCCCUUGUUUCAAACUGUUUGGUGUAAGAGAAUAUUAAUAUGCAGCUUGGUGGACACCACCAGUUAAUGCACAUUUCUUUAUUUUUUUUCUGUAACAUGUAUACUGAAAAAAAGUGCAUUUGUCUGAGGAACUGUUUGUUUGCUACCACUCAAUGAAUCUCAGUUUUGAGUAAAUGUACCUCAGUCUAAAUCAGACUUUUUAUGACCUUUAUAACUACAUUUAAAAUAAUCUUUAAUUCCUAUUUCUGGGUGUUUGCAAGCCUGACAGAUUGCUAUCAUGAAAGUGAAAAUUUACUCCUCUAGGUGAUUCACUAGCUAAAUAAACAUAAUUCUUGUUUAGCAAGCAUAUACUCUGUUUCUCAAAUUUUUUUGUUUCAUUGUGCCAACAUUGAGGUGUUUUUCCCCAUUUGAAAAUAUUUUGAGAAAAAUACUUUGGUCCAUGGAGUUGACAUGUUGAUAACCAUGUUGAGAUGAUUUUUGUUAGAACCAUGCAACAAGAGUUAUAGAAUACAUAUUAAAUGUGCCAGCUCUAUAGUAAUUUUUAACCUCUAAAGAGUAUAUCUUCUGCUUCAAUCAGUAUAGCAACACAUUCUCUCUGCUGGAAGAGAGUAUUGAAAAACUUAAGAGGGUGUAUUGACUGUACAAAUUACUGAACAACCUGUACCAAACUCCAGGGAUAGCUUUCCCUUUUUAGAGCAGCGAUGUAGAAGUCAGAUAUCUUAUAGCUUAAAAUAGCAGUAGCACAUAUUAUUUGAGCAUGUUUCAUAUCUUACUGUCCAACACAGAUGUUUAUAUUGUGUUUCAAGUCCUUUAUUUACAUAUUUUAGCAGUCAAAGUUCUGGAGCUUAAGUAGCAAGGGUUUGUCUUUAAUACAGAUGAUUUUGCUGGCUUUCGCUUUCUCUCUUCUUAAGCCCUUUGCACUCUUGCAAUCAUGCAAACACAAGAAGCUCAGUGCACACUUCUUACUCAUUGUUUUAAAUAUUGUUAAGAGACUGCAGAGUAGCAGAUACGAAUCUUAAUUUUUACUGCCAGUUAUCUGGAAGCUCGAAAGGGAGGCUACUCCUGAAUUUUGGAGUAAAGAUACCAUGUCAGUUAAAUGUUAGUGUGUCAUAAAUAGCAAGUGGGAUAAGGGAGGGAUAAGCCAAGUGCAUAUUGUAAGUCAAGACUAGGAGACAAAGGUUUCAAGCCCAAUCCCUAUGAAAUUUGGCUUCAGCCCAAAAAUUACUGCUUCCAUGUGUAUCUGUUUCUUACUAACAGGUUUUAGAGCUAUUUGUUUCCCUCUGUGGGCUAAUUUAUUUGAGCUGUCAUUGAUCAGCUGAAGUGGCAAAGGUCAGUGUAGUGAGUCCAAAGGAUGUAAGUUCGUCUGUGAUCUCUCAAGGUAUCAGCAUGUUUCUUCUUCUUUGUUACAACAAUAUCUUACAAAAAUUCCCAGAAGUUCCCAGUUACCAGAAAGCUAAUGUUGGAGUCAAGUGUUCAGGAACUGAUUGCAUGUGCAACCCUAGUUUGCUUUCACUGCAGUAUUCACAUUUUUGCAGGCUUUGUUAAUAUUACCUGCCUUACCCCAUGCCUUUUUUAUUCUAAUAGCAUGAACACUGCUCUUAUAUUGAAUCAGGUUUAGCAUCAAGUGGGUUCAUCGCUCUGUUGCAGGCUUUGAAAGCUGGAAAGAUGAGACAGGAUUGUGAGAGAAGGAGGUGAUCACAUUUAGAGAGCUGUGACAGUUCUUACACUGUUUCAGGAUUGUUAGCAAAUCUACAAAUAGAAGAGUUUGAUUGCUGAUGGUGUUAGUCAUGUUGUGACCAAUUUGCUGAGAGUUUAGUAUGUGCAGCUGAAAUUAAAAGGAAUUCUAUGUGCAUAUAAAGUACUGUAAAAAUAGUAUAUAACAUUGUAAAAUCAGCUGUGGAGUGCUGUAUUAGUUAAUGGACAUGUGAAGCUUCUAAUCUUCAGCUUCCUUAUGCACAAGUUCUUUUCCUCCAGAAAGAAAAGGAAUGGUGCUUAUUAUCUCAAAUAAAUGUAGAAAUGCCUUUUUUUGGUCUGAUUUUUCAAUAUGGUGAAGGUUUUACAAUGCUUGCUUUCUAACUUGCUAAUGGAGGAGUCAGUGGAACCCCUUUACUGUUCCUGAUGCCUCCUCCUUUGUGCCAGUCUUUGUUUUCCUGUGAUUCAAACUGAGCCAGUUCAAGCCAUUUUCUGCUGCUUUAAGGGUUUUCUAGUUCUCUGUGAUUUUAUCUGUUUAGAAGGGAGAUGGUGGGAGGGUAAAAAAGAGAUUUGUUCUUUCAGAAGCAGGUACCCACUGUUGAAUUGCUUAGCUGCACUAGAACUACACAUCUGGCGUUGGCGAGACAGAGGUGCAGUAGAAUAUUUAAAAGUGGGAAAGGUUCCCCAGGGGGGAAAAAAAAAAAAUCAAUUCUGUUUCCAGUGCAAGAUUUUGGUAGUGUACAAGUGAGAUAUGAUGUUGUCAUAUAUUUAGUGAUACAAGGAGGAGGGAGUAAAUGCUGAGUAUUCUCCAUUUUGAUUACUUCUUCCAGUCUGAGGAGGCCUAAGAGUUGCCAUAGAAAAUUGCUUUGGAAAAGCUUGUCCUACCAACACAAGUGGGAAAAACUAAGAUUGUAAGAGUUUUGCUCACCUUUGAGCAUCUGACUUUGUAACAUCAGCAUCUUUCAUGUAGUGUUUUUGAUAAUUGACAGGAAUAAUUUCUGUCAGUUGAGCGUGCACAUUGCUUGCUUAAGAAAAACAUGAGCACUACUUUAUUUUGAGGGACUUGGAUUGAGAAAAAGUCAAUAUUCAUAACUAGACAAAUUUUAUUUCUUCAGGUAUUUUGUUAUUCUGUGCUUAAUUUAUGAAGUACUGACUUCUCGACAUCCUCUUUCUGCUUUUUUUCUUUUUGGCUACUCUGGCAGUUUCAAUGUUCACUGUCUGCAAAAUGUAGAUGCAUGCCAAAAUUAUUCUUAUUCCAGAUAAAUCUAUGGCACCAAACAAAAGAUAAGUCGAGGUCAAGUGCAGAUAAUGUAAUAUUUGGGAGGAAGCAUCUUAAAUAUUUUUCAUUGUUUAGUCAAGUUCUAUUUUGAAGUUGCUUUCUAUUUCAUAGGAGAAUUAGCACACUCAAAGUAUAUUUACAGAAUGGGUCACAUUGGAAGGGACCACAGUGGGGACAUCUGGUCCAACCAUCCUGUGUGAUCAGGGUCAACCUAGAAAAUUCCUAAUUAAAUCAAUGUGUUUUUCCUAGCUGAACCUGAGUUGAAGCAACAGUGUUUUGAAUUCUUUAAGUCACAGUUACCUUAAUUUUUCAGAAUUAUUGGUGACUUUCACCAGGAUUUCAUCUUCAUCUGAGUCUAGUGCAGUGAAAAUCCAGUGGAGACAGUUUUUGAAUUUUCUCCAGCACUUUUUAAAAAAUUAAUAAUUCUAGGCAUUCAAAUGCAAACCCCCUUUAGUAGUGGCUUUGCAAAGCCAUUUCUACUAAUUUUUCUUUCUAUUUAGUUAAGGAAAUACACAAAGAUUUUCAGUAUCUUGUUUAUCCUUUUGUUGGGUGAAGAGCCAUGUAAUUUACUGAUAAAUCGAGAUCAAGAGAGUGGUUCUUUCGCAUCUAGGUGUAGCAAACUGCAAACUUGGUUUCAAUUUUGGGUUUGUUUUGGGGUUUUUUUUUGUUGUUUUUUUUUUGUUUGUUUGUUUGUUUUGUUUUGUUUGUACCAUUACAGUGUGGUGACAUAGAUGAGUUCUUUAACAUGAGAGUUGACCAUUGGAUCUUAUUUAAUAUGUUUAAAAGUUUCCUCAGAAGAAACCUGUUCACAUCCUUUGUUGUUCUAUUUUUCACCUGAUACAUUUAGUGUAGUUCAGCAUGGGAGAGGAAAGAAUUUCUCUGUGGGUCAUAGGAAUUCUAAUUAGUUUGGUCUCAUAUACAAAUACUGGUGUACAGCUGGCAGACUUUCCUCAAAGCAUCUAUUCUAUUCUGUCUGUUCUACUUUACAUAUUUUAAUAAAGUGCAUUUUAAUAUGAUGAAUAUGAACUUUCAGUUCACAAAUUUAAAUUUGUAUCUAGUCCAGGCUUUCAACAUUUCUCUUCUCAUAAUGAUAUGAAGCAUUCUUAUUAAUGAUACUGUUGAUGUCCAGGGUUCUUUAAGCAAAAUAAUAAUAAAAUUUGCUGCUUAUUAAUAUUAGGAGGUGCCUAAUGUUUGUGUUAUCUUUUAUUUUCUCUCUUUGUCCUACCUGCAAGUGAAAAUGCAACAAACAGGCGUCAUUGACCAGUUGGAUGUCUUCUCCAAUCAAUUUAGCUAUGUGUUUACCAAUAAACUUGUUCUGCCACACUGCAGGCAGAGUGCAGAUGGGUGGGUCUUCAUGUUCUUCCUCCAGCAGUCAAUUCUCAGUUAAAUGAUCCAAGAGGCAGUGGAUUUCUUUAUCCCAUCUAAGUAAGCAUUCCUUUCUAGUUUCCUACCCUUUCUGUGAAAACUCCACUGGGUAUGUCUGCCAGCUGUUGCCUUUGAAUGUCCAUAAGGGAAGCCUGACUUUGGAUCCUGUUUUCAUAAUCUACAAAAAAGUUCCUGACUUCACUAGUUUCUUUCUCUGGAGAGAGGAAGUCUUCUGACUGAGUUUAGCUUGUCUCAGUCUGCCUUGUUUGCUCCAAUGUGGAUAGAGAAAUACUGCUUUUAUAACUGGAUUCAUUCAGCCUCCUAUGUGGUGUAUGCCAUUUUUUAAAGUUAACUGCAGCAUUUUCCUUCAUAAGGUGGAAACAGAUACAGUAUUUCAUUGGAAUUUAAGGACAUGGUAGUUAAAAUACAAGGGUCCACUUUUAAGUGUUCUUCUGAGGUUCAGUGCUGGUGAUAACCAAAGUGUUCACAGUAAGAGUUUAUAAGCUGUUUGCAUAUCCUGUGUGCAUUUGCAGUUGUCAUCUUAACAUCCUUUGCCUGUUAAAUUAGUUUGUAACUCUUGAGAAACCUAACUUUUUUAUUGUUGCUUUGAAUAUCAUCCACUCUGGCAUACCAUAACUUUUCAUCUGCCUGCACAAGUUUAUGUGCAUCUUGGGAAUGACGUGGAUGUUCAUGUGAAAUGAAAUAAGAUACUCUAGAUCAAUGACUGUAUUUAAGUUGAACUUUUGGACUUCCAAAUGUACAAGCUCUCUUGAUUUGUGCCCUCUUAUGUAAAGCAUUACACUUUCAUCUUGAGCUCUGAAUUUACACAUCCUUUCUUUCCUGUUCUGCAAACAUCUGAAAGAACCUCAGAUGUUAGAAAAAGUAAUUCUCCCUUCAUGCUUAGUCCAGGAAUAAGAAUUUCCAAACUAAGCAUUUCAGCAAGCUAAAUGGAGGUUUAGCUUUAGUUUGAGCUAAGCUAUUACAUUUCAGCAAAGAGGUGAGAUUAAAGGUUGUGGAUCAUUCAUUACCUACUGUAAUUGUAUAUCUACUAUUAAAAAAAAAAAGCUGAAAUUUUAUUUUGCAAGCAUUAAUAGAUGCAGCUGCUGUUCAGUGUUACCCAAGAAUCCUAACAGGAUUUGCAUCAGUUUGGAUUAGCAGCUUUGUGAAAUAGAUGGUGAGAGCGCUGGGAUCUCUUCUUACAGAAGUAAAGAAUAGUUAAAUUGGUUAAAAUUCAGAUGUUUGCGGUGUGUGACUGGAAUACAUUGGAUGUUAAAUCUAACCCUCUGGAAAACAUGGCUACUAAAUGUUUAGCAUAAUUUUUUUUUAACUUAAAUUGACUACCUGUUUGUUUUCAGCUGCUCAACUGAUUUGCAGCUCAGUUCUCAUGAGAUGCUUCACUGGGUCUUGUGAGUGUGGUGCUUCAUCAGAAUAUGUAUAAAACUGUAUUUAAUUUUGUCAAGUUAAUGUAAUUGCUAUUAACUUGAUCUGUAUUCCAUCCAACUUCAUAUUUGAUGAUAAUGCUUGGUCUUUCAGUUGUAUUGAUCUUUAAUUUCAAGAAUAUCACAUACAGAACAAUUCAGAUAAUUUUUUUAGUUACUGAAAUUUAUGCUUAUUUUAAAUGUUAAUAAAUAACUGUCAUUAUGC
This is a messenger RNA of Lonchura striata (white-rumped munia), 8694 nucleotides long. It is a transcript of the gene YTHDF3, whose product is annotated as YTH N6-methyladenosine RNA binding protein F3. Gene Ontology annotation, molecular function: mRNA binding; N6-methyladenosine-containing RNA reader activity. The record is from RefSeq and is a predicted model, not a curated record. Gene Ontology annotation, biological process: mRNA destabilization. NCBI's taxonomy places the organism in Eukaryota, Metazoa, Chordata, Aves, Passeriformes, Estrildidae. Gene Ontology annotation, cellular component: cytoplasm.